AUGUUGAGAACUACACUAAGACAACAAUUACGCCGACAAAUUAGACUCAACUCAUCGUCAACUUUACCCAGAGAUACGGUGACUGUAAUUCCUACAGUAUAUGAAUUAACAGAGGGAAAGGACAUAACUCCCGAGACUAGCCCGGAUACAUCGUUGAUCAGCUACUUACAAUCAAGACAUUUAAUUGAAUCAUUGACCGAUGACAAACUAUUUACUAUAACCACACGGAACAAUAUCUCAAAGUUCAAACUUUAUUGUGGUGCUGAUCCAACCGCACCAAGUUUACAUUUGGGAAAUUUAUUACCAUUGAUGGUGCUACUACAUUUCAAAAUCAAUGGCAGUGAUGUAUAUGGUUUAGUAGGUGGUGCAACUGGUCAAGUAGGGGACCCCAGUGGAAGAUCUACCGAAAGAACUGCGUUAAACGUAAGUGAAGUUGAGAACAACGUUGGUAAAAUCCAGAAACAAAUCACUACAUUUUUAUCCAAUGGUAUUGAAUAUGCCAAAUCAAGACAAUUCCCCAUGAAUAAAGCCAUUGGUAAAAGCAACAGUGUCAAUAAUGAAACGUGGUGGAAGGAUGUUAAGAUGUUGGAUUUUUUGGCAACUUAUGGUCGUCACAUUAGAGUCAGUGCAAUGUUGGCUCGAGAUUCAAUUCUGUCACGAUUAGAAGGUGGCGGAAUAGGAUUUAAUGAGUUUACUUAUCAAAUUCUACAAGCAUAUGACUUUUACCAUUUGUACAAAGAUGAAAAGGUCAACAUGCAAGUUGGCGGAAACGAUCAAUGGGGCAACAUCACUGCAGGUAUUGACCUCAUUUCACGAUUGAAAAAGCAAGACGAAAAGACUCGUGAAGCAUUUGGUGUAACUGUUCCAUUAUUGACAACACCGUCAGGGGAAAAAUUUGGCAAGUCUGCUGGAAAUGCCGUCUUUAUCGACCCACACUUGACCACGCCAUAUCAGUUGUACCAAUUCUUUAUCAACGUACCGGAUGACAUGGUUAGCAAAUUACUCAAGGUGUUUACGUUAUUACCGUUGAAUGUUAUCGAAGGCGAACUACUCCCCAAACAUCAAAAUGAUCCAGGAUUGCGUAUAGCCCAAAGGGUGUUGGCAAGAGAAGUGGUGGAUUUAGUGCAUGGCGUAGGUGUUGGUGACGAAAUGGCAUACAUUACAGGAUUCUUGUUCCCAACUCCAGACCAACCUUUUAAUGAUCAUGUAAAUGCAGACAAGUUGAUUGAAAAUUUCAAAAGGUCAGGCAUAUUGUACAAGUUUCCGUUAAGUAAAUGUCAUGACAUAAAGUUGAGUACAUUGAUUGCUGAUAUCACUGGUAAGUCUAAGAGUGAAACGAGAAGAUUGAUAAAGUCAGGAGGUGUAUACUUGGGCUUGGACAGAAAUCAAGUGGAAGACCCCGAAGAUGUGGUAUUAUUUGAUAAAGAUCAUCACUUGGUGGAUGGUAAGUUGAUGUUAUUGAGGAUUGGAAAACAAAACUACUACGUUGUUGAAUUUGUAUAG
Molecule: messenger RNA, 1503 nt
Organism: Lodderomyces parapsilosis
Lineage: Eukaryota; Fungi; Ascomycota; Pichiomycetes; Serinales; Debaryomycetaceae
Product: tyrosine--tRNA ligase
Exons: 1
Coding region: 1-1503 (500 amino acids)
Biological process (GO): tyrosyl-tRNA aminoacylation
Cellular component (GO): mitochondrion; cytosol
Molecular function (GO): ATP binding; tyrosine-tRNA ligase activity; RNA binding
Source: RefSeq, a predicted model, not a curated record